This is a messenger RNA of Colletotrichum spaethianum, 3393 nucleotides long. RefSeq names its product nephrocystin-3. The transcript has 4 exons. Gene Ontology annotation, biological process: microtubule-based movement. The coding region runs from base 1 to 3393 and encodes 1130 amino acids. Gene Ontology annotation, molecular function: ADP binding; kinesin binding. NCBI's taxonomy places the organism in Eukaryota, Fungi, Ascomycota, Sordariomycetes, Glomerellales, Glomerellaceae. Gene Ontology annotation, cellular component: cytoplasm; membrane-bounded organelle; kinesin complex. The record is from RefSeq and is a predicted model, not a curated record.
AUGGACCACUCCGCAUCGCUCUACGUUCUGAUCGUUUUGCUGUCGGUCGCCUUCCUCUACGACCAAUUUACGAAGAGAAUUCCGACCCGAAAGAACGAUGAACAAGGCCCAAACAUUGUCUUCAUCCAUGGCCUGGGAUCAAACCCCGACACAACGUGGCAAGCCAAAGCCAGCCCUCGUGAAGAAGCGCUGAUUAAUAACGAAAAGUUCGUGAACUGGGUCCGCGACUUCCUCCCCAAUGAUCUUCAGACGACCCAGCGAAACAUUCGCAUCUUCUUCUACAACUACGACACGUACUGGAAGAGAGACGCAAUAGAGUUUCGGCUUGAGAGCCUUGGUAAUGAAUUCCUAGAGGCGCUUUACAGUACACUUUACAAGUCUGAGUCGGCACUUGUUCAAGCCCAGCUCGACCAAAGGUUUGAAUUUAUAGUGGGAUCUACAAAGGCGGUUCUCUUCCUGGGCUCGCCACAUCGUGGAACCAGCUUCGGCAAGUGGGGUUGGAUGUUUGCUCAAGCUCUGCGGCCCCUUGGUUCAAAUCCAUCAAUCCUAGCGGACUUGGGGUAUGAUGCGUUUCCGUUGUACGACUUGCAUAAGAACUUCGUCAAGACUACUACUCGAAAGGAUUUGCGAAUUUUCAACUUUUUUGAAAAGCGGCCAACGCUAAUACUUCAAGUGUGGUUCGUUCAAUGGAAACAAUUCUCCGCCACGUAUGAGGCGGAAGACGUUCGAAACAUCGGUCUGCCUGUGGACCAUUACGGUUUGAACAAAUUCGGAUCCAGAAGCGCCGCCUAUGAGACCAUCAAAUCGAAGCUUCUCGAAGUAACCAAGGACCUAGCCAAGCAGGCAAAGCACCACUACUCCGUUCCUCUCGAGAAGGUAGACACUUACACCGAGCGAGUCAAGGUGUCCAAGGAACUUGAAGACAAACUGGAAUUACGACGUGAGAAAGCAGGCGUCCCGCAUGCAGCUGUUCUUCACGGCUUGGGCGGCAGUGGUAAAUCCCAGAUAGCGCUGGAUUACGCUCAGCGACAACGAGAUCGAUACAACCCCAUCCUCUGGCUCGAUGCGACGGACCAGGAGUCAAUGCGAUCCAGUUUCAAGAGAUGCGCUACAGAGCUCCAAUUAUUGGACGAGCGUGCUGAGAACCAAGGAUCAUUAUUCGAAGAUUCAGCCGUCCAAGCAGUAAACCGAUGGCUUCACAAUAGAACGGAGGCGGACGAUGAAUGGCUUGUAAUAGUCGACAAUGCCGAUGAUAUCAGCUGGGGCGUCAAGGGAGUUAUACCGAAGGGUAAACGCGGAUGCAUCAUCAUAACCAGCCAAUACGAUCUAUGUACACAGCUGCUUAACAAGGACUGUGGCGAGAUUCGCGUUGGUAAUAUGUCACCGACGGAAGGAACGAGGCUUCUCCUCAAGCAUCUGAGUCUAGACGCGGAUUCAGCUUCUGAAGAGGUUCAACGCUGCUGCAACGAGUUAGUGGCAAAACUUGGACGUCUUCCGCUGGCCAUUGAUCUUGCUGGUGCCUACAUCGGCAUCAACGCUACGCCCCAGGUUGCCCUGUCACAAUAUCUUGCUGAUUAUGACAGGCAUCACAGUGAGCUUCUCAAAAUGGAUAAAUUCCAGGGACUGCGACCGACGAAAAGGACUGUGUGGACAGUGUGGAACGCCACAUUAGAGAAGAUCAGAAAGGAUAAUACGACUGGGAGCCCUGACUUGCUGCUAACGCUCCUUGCACAUUUUCAAGGCAAAGUUGUGCAGGAGGAGAUUUUUCGCCUUGCAAGUCUAGGCAUGGCAAAGGUCAAAGCUGAGUUGAGCGAGACAGAUCAGGUGGUAUUGCAUGAUCUUGAGCAAUUUCUUUCGCUCACAAAUGACGGGUGGGAUAGUUUCCAAUACCGACAGAGCCACGAAGUCUUGGUGCGUUACCACCUACUGCAGAAGGUGGAGAGGACAGAGAAAGUGCCAUGGGCUGGCGUGACGAUGCAUAGCCUGGUACGGUGGAGGGCAAAGCAAAAUCACAAUGACAGACCAUGGCUUUGGUGGUACAAAGCACUUAUUGUGGCGGCGUGCGAUCAACUCAUUCGCGAAGAAAAAAUCGAGUUUCGUCGACACUUGAUCGUGCAUCUACAAGACAUCGACAAGGUAUCCACUGUCGAGGGCCAAGACACAGAGAGCUUUGAGACUUUUGCAGGGGAGAAGCUGGGUAUAAUAUACUAUGAUGAAGGCCGCUGGAAGGAGGCCGAAGAGCUAGAGGUUCAGGUGAUGGAAACAAGAAAGAGGAUGCUUGGAGAGGAGCACCCUGACACGCUUAAAAGCAUGAUCAACUUAGCUUCGACGUACACGGAGCAAGGCUACUGGAAAGAGGCUGAGAAGCUACAGGUGCAGGUAAUGGAGGCAGGAAAGAGGGUGCUUGGAGAGGAGCAUCCUGACACGCUUAACACUAUGAACAACUUAGCUUCGACGUACACGGAGCAAGGCCGCUGGAAAGAGGCUGAGGGACUAGAGGUCCAGGUGAUGGAGACAAGAAAGAGGGUGCUUGGAGAGAAUCACCGUGACACGCUUGAUAUCAAAAGCAACCUAGCAGUAACGUUUCAGAAGCAAGGCCGCUGGAAGGAGGCCGAAGAGCUGGAGGAGCAGGUGAUGGAAACAAGAAAGAGGAUGUUUGGAGAGGAGCAUCCUGAUACGCUUAAAAGCAUGAUCAACUUAGCUUCGACGUACACGGAGCAAGGCCGCUUGAAAGAGGCUGAGGGACUAGAGGUCCAGGUGAUGGAGACAAGAAAAAGGGUGCUUGGAGAGAAUCAUCCUGACACGCUUGAUAUCAAAAGCAACCUAGCAGUAACGUUUCAGAAGCAAGGCCGAUUGGACGAGGCUGAGAAGCUACAGGUGCAGGUAAUGGAGGUACGAAAGAGGGUGCUUGGAGAGGAGCAUCCUGACACCCUUAACAGUAUACACAACUUAGCGUCAACGUACAGCGAACAAGACCGCCAAGAGGAGGCUGAGGGACUAAAGGUGCAGGUAAUGGAGGCAAGAAAGAGGGUGCUUGGAGAGGAGCAUCCUGACACGCUUAGCAGUAUGAACAACUUAGCGUCAACGUUUUGGGACCAAAGCCGCAUAGAGGAAGCUGAGGAAUUAGAGGUGCAGACGUUGGAGGCAAGAAAGAGGGUGCUUGGAGAGGAGCAUCCUGACACGCUAAACAGUAUGUACAAUUUGGCUUACAUCCGAAAGUCCAAAGACAGAUGGGAGGAUGCUAUCGGUUUAAUGCAGGAAUGCGUAAAUCUGAGCCAAGAAGUUCUUGGUUUUGACCAUCCUCGUACAAAGGCUUCUUCAUCAGCUCUUAGUCGGUGGCAAAUACUGCGGCAACAGGAGUCACAGGGAGCAAGUGAGGCUAUCGUUAAAUAG